This is a messenger RNA of Spirometra erinaceieuropaei, 261 nucleotides long. The record is from the annotation of a GenBank genome assembly. NCBI's taxonomy places the organism in Eukaryota, Metazoa, Platyhelminthes, Cestoda, Diphyllobothriidea, Diphyllobothriidae.
AUGAUGGCGCGAGUCACAGACAACGGAGCUGGCUCAGAGGCAUUCGCAGUGACUAACGGACUGAAUCGAGGCCGCGUCCUCGCGCCCACCCUCUUCAGUCUCAUAUUCUCUGCCAUGCUGUUGGACGCCUACCGUGAUGAACACCCCGGGAUCCGCAUAGCCUACAGGACGGACGGUCACCUUCUGAAUCAACGGCGGAUGCACUUCCAAUCACGCGUAUCCACAACCACCGUUCACGAACUUCUCUUCGCCGACGACUGA